Phlebotomus papatasi is the source of this 4063-nucleotide messenger RNA. RefSeq names its product protein prickle-like. NCBI's taxonomy places the organism in Eukaryota, Metazoa, Arthropoda, Insecta, Diptera, Psychodidae. Gene Ontology annotation, molecular function: zinc ion binding. Bases 560 to 3292 code for a protein of 910 amino acids. The record is from RefSeq and is a predicted model, not a curated record. The transcript is spliced from 9 exons.
CUCAGUCGAGAUCGCAUCCGAGGCUCACCUGUUCGGUUUAGUAGAAUCGUGUGUUAAAUUGCGCAUUUGUUGUAUCUCUCACCUCAAGCUUCCCAGCAAAAGUGCAUUCCUCCUUGAGCAUUUGCCGUGAGGUGAAGAAGUGAAUUUAGUGGCUCGUGUGGGUGGAUUUGAUCACCAUUUGGAAUUGCUGUGAAUUUGUGUAUGAGCGGGAUUUAAUAGAGUGUGGCGGUUGGAUAAAAUACACCAUCACACACUUCACAAGAAAGCUCAUUUCCACCUGGAAUUCAGUGCAAUUUAACCUUUCGCCAUCACGCAAAGAAGUGGAGCCAAAUUUUUUUUUUCGCGGGUAUAUACAACACUCAUCUGCUUUCUUGGGAAAACGAAUUAAAAUGUCGCGUUUUUCAAGUGCCUCAAGCCACUCAACACAGUGAUUCUGCAGACUGGAUACUGAACAAACAAAAUCUCAAACGAUCCUCGAACUCUUUUCAAUACACCACGGAUUUUAUUGCUCACUGGUUAAGAAAUUCUGAAUUGCAAGUGACUUGUGAAAUGGUGAAAAAUGUCCAUGGAGACUACUCCAGCAAUUCCGCGAACUGCCAAUCUUUUGGCAUGCAAACAAUGGUGGAAAGUGUGUUUCCUAUAUGGGGAUCAGGACAAAUACUAUCGACAGAUUUAUGGAAAGGCAGCCUCCAAGAGGCUAGCUAUGUCCCAAGCUCGUCAGCAGAAUCCCUCACCACAAAACGCAGGGAAUGACCCAGAUGUGAUCUUCCCCUGCAGAAGCCAUCGAGGCAUUCUGAUAACAAAGAAAAAGCCAGAAGUGGAGGAGACAAAACCCAGUAGAGUGACCAUCCUUGAUGAUCCAUUUUUACUGGGCUUAGAUCCCAUUCCGAAUGGGAAUCAAUCGAGGGAUAGUGGAAUUUCCACAGCAGAAAUACAGCAAGAACUAAAGAUUAGCGAAGAAGAGCUCAAGAAGCUCCAGCUGAGUCGAUCGAGGACUGGGUACUGUCCCAGUGAACCUCCAGGCAUCCCUCCUAGACAGUCUGAUAAAGUCUCACCACCAGUAACGCCGGUGAGAAGAUCGCUACCGAUGUCGUAUCCGCAGCAAGUAGCAUCCUCUUCACCACGCGGCUUUAUGCCGCCGCCAGCCACUUCACCGCCACAUCAUCUGCCGCCACCGUAUCCUCAGCAGCCGCCACCAUUUGUCGCCUCCCCACAGCCUUCACCGUCCACAGCCCAGAAAAUUCACCCUUUGCCGCCCAAGAGCACUCCGCCGCCGGCCGGUCAUGUGCCAAAUGCCGCCACGUCUGCUGUCCCGGCACCCUUCCAUGCACAAACCUUCCAUCCGGGCUUCCAUGCAGGCCAUUUAGUUCCUGGGCAUCAAUUGGACGUUCAAAGGCAUUCACAGUCCGACGAUGAUAGCGGAUGUGCCCUCGAAGAGUAUACAUGGGUACCACCAGGCCUCAGGCCCGAUCAGGUUCAUCUCUAUUUCUCGCAAAUUCCCGAGGAUAAAAUUCCAUACGUGAACAGCGUGGGUGAACGAUAUCGAGUUCGGCAAUUGCUCCAGCAACUUCCACCCCACGAUAAUGAGGUUCGCUAUUGCCAUUCGUUAUCGGAUGAAGAACGUAAGGAGCUUCGUUUAUUUUCGGCUCAACGAAAAAGGGAGGCUCUUGGCCGAGGAACCGUAAAGCAAGUAGCCGCUGGCCGCCAGUGCGAGGGUUGCGAGGAGGCAACAUCUCAAGGAGAUAUUGUGGUUUUCGCGGCGAGGUUCGGCCCAAAUGCCACAUGGCAUCCAGGAUGCUUCGUGUGCUGUGUCUGCAAGGAACUCCUCGUGGAUCUUAUCUAUUUCCACCGCGAUGGACGAUUGUACUGCGGAAGGCAUCAUGCUGAGACACUGAAGCCAAGAUGCUCCGCCUGCGAUGAGAUAAUCCUCGCGGACGAGUGCACGGAAGCGGAAGGACGUGCCUGGCAUAUGAAGCAUUUUGCCUGCUUCGAGUGUGACAAGCAGCUGGGUGGACAGAGGUACAUCAUGAGAGAUGGUAAGCCUUUCUGCUUGCCCUGCUUUGACGCCAUGUUUGCCGAGUACUGUGACUAUUGUGGGGAACCUAUUGGAGUAGAUCAGGGCCAGAUGAGCCACGAUGGUCAACACUGGCACGCUACGGAUCAUUGCUUCUCCUGCAAUACUUGCCGAUGUUCCCUCCUCGGAAGACCCUUCCUGCCGCGACGUGGAGCUAUUUAUUGCAGCAUCGCCUGCAGCAAAGGAGAACCCCCUACGCCUUCAGAUAGCUCCGGACCCGGCCUACGUAACCCUCCACGACCCCGUGCUAGACCCACCCAACCGACCUCUGACAAUGACUCCUCAACCCCACCUUCACCCGUCCAUGCUCCUUCCUCUCCAAUCCGACAAAUGAGGAGCCCCAAAAUGGGACGUAGAGCCCUACAGAGAAAUCCUAAAGCACUAGAUGAAUCUACACCACCUGCCGGACCCUCUACUUCCGGUCACAGUCCUGCUGCUUCACCGAGUCCAGGUGCCAGGGCCUUAGAUAGGGUUCUACAUGAGAGAAACCUCGAGAAGAUGUUGGAAAAGGGAUCUGAAUCUCCUGCAAGAACCCAAUCGCCUGAUCUACAGAGACUACUGAAUCGGGAUCGAAGUCGAGAACCUCUGGAUCUCACAGAUCUCAACUUCGAUAGUUGGCACCCACCUCCAGCCACUGCUCAUUUCCUGAUGGAGCAACAUGAAGCUGGGGUGUCAACUUCCAUGCCAGAAUUGGGAGCUGGAGAAGUAGUUCACGCUGUUGUGACAGCGGAUCAAGCAGAUUCUGUAGCAAGUCCCACAGAGCUUCCAACGCCAGAUGUCUCAGAUAUUCAGCCAGACCAAGAGGCACAAACAACUAAAAAACCAGUCAAAGGCGUCCGAUUCGAGGGUGACUUCCAGGACUCACUUCCCAGAUCACGAUCCUACUCAGGUCACUACAAAACACGCAUUAAGGCACCCGGUAGACGAGGUCGCCACCGAAAGAGCCAGUCUGAGAAUCGUCUCAAUCAACCGAAGAAGGCCCCAACUCCUCAGCCUGAACCUGAAGAGUCAGACGCCAGUUCAGUGUGUUCAACGUGCUCCUCCAGCUCCUCCAGUAGCGAUGAAGCCUACCAACUUCCACAGAGGCGCCACUAUGGUGGCGUACGUGUAAGCUACGUGCCCAAUGAUGCAUUGGCUUGUGCGAGAAACAGGAAGAAACAAACGGCACCGGAUCGCAAUGAUUCGGACAAGGACAAUAAGAAUUGCAUCAUCUCGUGAAGUCUAUUUAAAUGGAUGGACAGGUUUCAGGCCAACCCCCACAGAAAUACCUCUAAAAGCUCAAGCCUCCUGUAUUAGGAAGGUACUUUGAAUUUAACGAGGGAUAACUUUUUAAAGGCUUUAUUCCGUUUGCAAUUGAACAUAUUAAUUUCACAGAUCAUAUCACAUGGUUAAAAAAAAAUGUUAUUUUGAAACGCUCAAAAAGCGGAUGAAACUUAUUGAGUUGCCUCGCAAAGUUGCAGAGGACUGUUGACAAAUCAUUUGCCACAUAUUGCCAAUUUUUUUUGAGUAUAUAAGAAUACUUAAUUUCCUUUUAUAAUAUGCAUUAAGCAACGAAACAUUUUUAUCAAUUUCUCUAUUGACUCUAUAUAUCAAAUUCUUUGUCCUUUAACGAUGAAUUUUAAUUGAAGUUUAUUAUUUUAUAGUUAAUUUAAAACUCUCAUUACACUCCAAAGACUCCUUUAAGACAAACUCGUAAGCGCCAAGAGACUUCAUAACUCAAAUUGAAAAACUGCAAUAUUGUUUGCAAGUUUUCUAAUGUAAGUUCUUUUUUUCUACUUUUUCAAAACUGUAUUUUAGGUCUUUUUUUUAAGUAGGACAAACUGGGACAAUUUGCAAGAAAUCAGGCUACAAAUGUAAGAAAACAAAGGAUUUUUUGGUUACAUAAAGUUUCAUAAGAAAAACUAAUGAAAGAAAUUGUAUGAAAUUCUAUAUCGAAAAUACUGUAAAAGGAACAUUUGAAUAAACUUUUAGAUACUGUACAGAAUAAAA